Messenger RNA from Chaetura pelagica (chimney swift), 3451 nucleotides. It is a transcript of the gene APBA2, whose product is annotated as amyloid beta (A4) precursor protein-binding, family A, member 2. Gene Ontology annotation, biological process: chemical synaptic transmission. The transcript has 12 exons. The record is from RefSeq and is a predicted model, not a curated record. Gene Ontology annotation, cellular component: dendritic spine; plasma membrane; cytoplasm. The coding region runs from base 1 to 2268 and encodes 755 amino acids. Lineage: Eukaryota; Metazoa; Chordata; Aves; Apodiformes; Apodidae. Gene Ontology annotation, molecular function: amyloid-beta binding; protein binding.
AUGGCAAACAGGAAACGUCAAAGCACCACAGCCAGCAUGCUGGAUCACAGAGUUAGAGCUUGUCCUACUUCAGCUCACAUCAGGGAGCCUGAAAAUGAAGAAAGUGACCUUCCUAUUGAAGAUUAUGCAGCAAAGGAGGCAGAGCUAGCAACUGUCAGACAAGGCAGUCCUACACCUGUGGAACAUGAGUGCAAUGAUCAUAGUGGAGAUGGUGACUCCAGCUCUGACUAUGUGAAUAACACCUCUGAGGAGGAGGACUAUGAUGAAGGCUUACCAGAGGAAGAGGAGGGGAUCACAUACUACAUUAGAUACUGUCCAGAGGAUGACAGUUACCUGGAAGGAAUGGACUGCAAUGGGGAGGAGUAUGCUCCCCAUGAGGAGCACCAUGUUGAAACAGAUGAAUGUCAGGAAGCUGUAGAAGAAUGGGCUGAAGGUAAAAUUCAGCACCAAGAUGAAAAUGAGGUGAUGGAGAGGCAAGAGUGGCAGGAAGGUCAAGAUAAUAGUGUUCAGAUUUUGGAGGAUGAAGUGUCAUCUUUGGAGAUUCAAGACCAAGAAGAAAACAUACAGUAUUGUCCAAGUGAAGGUGGCUAUCCGGACUAUUACCAAGCAGAGGCUAAUGGAAACUCACAGGGAAUAUCACCAUACCACUCUAGAAAAGAGGAUGCAGAGCUGGAAGAGCAGGAAGAGGACAUUGACCAGAUUGUAGCAGAAAUCAAAAUGAGUAUGAGCAUGAGCAGUAUUAAUAGUACAACAGAAAUGAGUCCAGAGCACACUGGGACUGAAAACAUGGCACAUGACUAUAAAGAGACUUGUUCAAAGGGUGAAGCUGUUCACAACACUAACAGGCAUGAGGGGAGGCCAAAGUCACUGAACAUCCCAUCUGCCUCUAAGCUCAGUGGAGAGGUGCCUAGAGGCUUUAAAGCCAAGUCAAGAACUCCAGAGGACAGGCAGAAGUGGCCACAAGAGCAGAUGUGCAAUGGUUUAGAGCAACCCAGGAAGCAACAGCGUUCAGACCUCAAUGGGCCAGUUGACAAUAAUAACGCACCUGAGACAAAGAAAGUGUCUUCGUUUCCAAGUUUUGUUGAUGUUCCAGGACCUUGUGAACCUGAAGACCUCAUUGAUGGGAUCAUCUUUGCAGCCAAUUACCUGGGCUCCACACAGCUGCUGUCUGAGCGCAACCCCUCCAAGAACAUCAGGAUGAUGCAGGCCCAGGAGGCAGUGAGCCGGGUGAAGAGGAUGCAAAAGGCGGCUAAAAUCAAGAAAAAAGCGACUUCAGAGGGAGAUUCCCAGGCCUUGACUGAAGUGGAUCUGUUCAUCUCCACACAAAGAAUCAAAGUUUUAAAUGCAGACACACAGGAGACAAUGAUGGAUCACGCCCUGCGCACCAUCUCCUACAUCGCCGACAUCGGGAACAUCGUGGUUCUGAUGGCGCGGCGCCGCAUGCCAAGAUCAGCUUCUCAGGACUGCAUUGAAACAACACCUGGUGCCCAGGAAGGAAAAAAACAGUACAAAAUGAUAUGCCAUGUCUUUGAGUCAGAGGAUGCACAGCUGAUAGCUCAGUCAAUUGGUCAGGCUUUCAGUGUGGCUUACCAAGAGUUUUUAAGAGCCAAUGGAAUUAACCCAGAGGAUCUCAGUCAGAAAGAAUACAGUGACAUCAUCAACACCCAGGAGAUGUACAAUGAUGAUCUCAUACACUUUUCCAAUUCAGAAAACUGCAAAGAGCUCCAACUAGAAAAGCAGAAGGGAGAAAUUCUUGGGGUUGUGAUUGUGGAAUCUGGAUGGGGAUCCAUUCUACCCACUGUUAUCCUGGCUAACAUGAUGAAUGGAGGCCCUGCAGCCCGUUCAGGAAAACUAAGCAUUGGAGACCAGAUCAUGUCCAUCAAUGGGACCAGUUUAGUUGGUCUACCUCUUGCUACAUGCCAAGGGAUCAUAAAGGGUCUCAAGAAUCAGACACAAGUCAAACUGAACAUUGUCAGCUGUCCUCCUGUUACUACUGUCCUCAUAAAACGGCCAGACUUAAAGUACCAGCUGGGCUUCAGUGUACAGAAUGGAAUUAUUUGCAGCUUGAUGCGAGGUGGGAUAGCUGAGAGGGGAGGAGUAAGAGUAGGACAUCGCAUUAUUGAGAUCAAUGGACAGAGUGUUGUUGCAACUGCUCAUGAGAAGAUAGUACAAGCAUUGUCUAAUUCAGUGGGAGAGAUUCACAUGAAGACUAUGCCAGCUGCCAUGUUCAGGCUUCUAACUGGACAAGAGACACCCCUGUACAUCUAGCAUGCAACUCUUGCAGCAAAAUAACUAAAUGAUUCCAUCAAAGCUGAAGAGAAUUUUGUAUUUUGUAUGAAUGAAAGGCUUUGAAGCUGACCUGAGGACUCCAAACAAGGAACAGACAGGUGUCUCUGCCUUUUCUCUCCUUCCUUUUUAUUUCAUUGCCCAAAAGUGAUGAGAAGGAUGGUCAAGGACAAUAAUCACUGACAAAAAUCUUUGUAAAGCAUUUAAGUAUUUUGCAACAUCUUCUAAACUCUUUUCUCAUAAAACUUAAAAUGUAUUUAUUUGUAACCUUUCUGUGGAGUGAUGUAUGUAUGUCUGUCUUGUUUGAUAACACAGUGAAUGUGACUAUUUGAUGAAUGAGAAUGCAGAAAAUGGCAGAGAAGCAAUCAGAGAAAGUAAGGGCUGCCUCAAGUUAAAAAAAUCCCAGUCCCAUAAAGUGCUGAUGGCUUUGCAUAAUUUUAAAACUGGUGCUGAAUAGAUGGUAUUUCAGUGGAAAGGAAUGUGUGGAGUUGAAACUUUGAGAUUCUGAUGUAAAGAAAACCACUGUAGUACUUGGUAUUGUUAUGACAAGUGUAACCUGUUUGGCAAGAUGUGAACAUAAACAUGUAACAAGUGUUUCAUAUGCUAAAUAAAGAAUAAUUGCCACAAGAUUAAAAUCAAAAUAUUUAUUUAGAUACAUAUUUAUUUUUAAUGCUUGUGAUUUUUAUGAUUUAACAGAAUUAUUUCAUGAAUAACUUAUUGCACAGGUCGUGUGAUGUAUGUGUUGGGCUGGGGAUUUUAUUUCUUUUAUUUUUGCAUAUUACCUUUUUGUUGAUAUUAGCUCAAAAUGGGAAAGCCAUGCUUGACCUGUUUCUGUCUUUUAUAAAGCAUUCUUAUAUUCCUAAGGCAACGUGUUCUGAAUGUAAAUUGUUUUGACAAAUAAUCUAGCACCAUCAGCAGUAUUAGAAUGUGUGUAGAUAAAAAACCUAGUAGUAAAGUUGUAUUCCUUAUGAGAUAAAUGUUAAUUGGUGUAACUUUUCAUCUAGAUUUCUUUUUUGGCCAAGGCCUUGAAGAAAAUACACUGUGACUUAAGAAGCCUUACCAUGCAGUAACUAAAGAUGACUGUACUUCAAGGAGUAGUGUGUUGCAUGCAACUGACCUUAGGAAAGAAUUAAGCUACUAUCACUAAUAAAUCUAAAAUAAUAAA